UGUUGGGGUGCUGGCACCCCAAAAGCUGGGGUGGGUGCCCUGGGGAAGGUGGGGUGUCCAUACCCCACUGUGCUGGGACAGAUUGCAGGUAUGUCAGGGAUGGCAGAGCCUGUGUCCCCUUGUGUCCCCAUGGUGUGUGGGCUACUGUGGAAAAGGGGGGGCUGCUUUUGGGGUCCCUGUGCCUCAGUUUCCCCAGAUAACCAUCACUGGGUGAGGGAGCAGCAAGGAGGAGCAGGACAUGCUGGAAAUGCCGCAGUGCUGCUGAUUCCCGUUUUUUGUUUCCUUAAAAGCGGAAAAACAAACAAAAAGUUGUUAAAUAUCCCAGCUGCUGCCACAGCGUCAGCCAAGGGAAGUGGCCAGGUGACAGCCUGGCAUGCUUUCCUCAUGGCAGGGAUGGAGCCAAAAGGGAGCAGAAGAGGGAUAGGGAGGUGGGUAUGGGGUGGAAAGGGACCCUGGAGCACCCCAGGGCUGAGCUGAGAUGUGGUGUCCUUCCCAAGGGGGUCUCCAGCCUCAUCCCUGUGAGCUGGGGGAGGCUUCUUGCCCCUCUUUCCCAGCUCCUGCUACCAUCCCACCCUCAUAGAAGUGGCUGCAGUAGCUGCCUCCUGUAAGGUGAUGGGGGUCACUCCAAAGGCCCCCAGAGGGGCUGGAGCUGUGUCCCCCCCGAUGCCCCCAUUCAAGAAAUCCUCCUCAUUCCCCUCCUUUCCGGCCCCUGUGUCCCAAAAGUAGCGUGGCUCCAUACGCUGUGCUCUAUGCUGGUCACUUGGGAGCCCAAGGAUGGUAUGGGAGGCAGGGAUGUUUUGUUGGCACAAAAGAGCAGCUCCAGAGCUCUCCCCUGCCAGCAGUGGUGCUCUGGGGGGUUUUGCAGCUCAGUUGGCGUCAGGGGACCAAAAUUCAGUAUUCUGGUUUCGCUGCUGUCUGCCUGGCACUGGGGCAGAGCUGGGCACAGUGUGGGGUUCCCAGUGCACCCUGUUUGGUGUGUGUUGGUUCCUGUGCAGUGUCCCCCCCUCGGGACUCCCUGUGCCCUCUGCUUCCAGGCUGCUUCAGCUUGGCCAGAGCAGCAGAGGAACUUUCUGCGGCUGCGGGGCUGCAGGCCAGGGCUGGGCCUUCCUCCAGAUCCCACCCUCCUCCUCCUCCUCCUCCUCUUUGCGUGCUGUGGACAGAAGCAGCCCCUCAGAGCAGAGGCUCGGCGGUGGCUGAGGACACGCAGCGAGCCCCACGGGACACCAGACAUUCCAUUGUCAGGCCAUGGCAGCCCAGCCUGUCAGGGGCCAGAAGCCCUUCCACGUCGUUACGCCCGUCCUGGAGAGCCUGUCCCUCUCCAAGGCCGUGGGCACCAAGGUCUUCAUGAAGCUGGAGAACACCCAGCCCUCGGGAUCCUUCAAAAUCCGGGGCAUCGGGCACUUGUGCCAGGAUGCUGCCAAGAAGGGUUGCCACCACUUCGUGUGCUCCUCAGGAGGAAACGCGGGUCUGGCAGCAGCGUACACAGCUCGGAAGCUGGGGCUGCCCAUCACCGUGGUGGUGCCCAGCAGCAGCGGCCCCACCCCCGUGCGCAAACUGGAGGAACUGGGGGCCACAGUCGAGAUCCAUGGCAAGGUGUGGGAUGAUGCCAACAGGAGAGCCCAGGAGCUGGCUAAGACAGAGGGAUGGAUCAACAUCCACCCCUUCGACCACCCUUUGGUGUGGGAGGGUCACGCCAGCCUGGUCCGGGAGCUGAAGGACUCUCUGGAGGCCAAACCAGGCGCCAUCGUGGUGGCAGUGGGUGGCGGGGGGCUGCUGGCCGGUGUGGUGGCCGGCUUGCACCAGGUGGGCUGGCAGGAUGUCCCCGUCAUCGCCGCCGAGACCCUGGGUGCCCACAGCUUCCACGAGGCGCUCAAAGCCGGCCGGCUCGUCACCCUGCCCGACAUCACCAGCGUGGCCACAUGCCUGGGAGCCAAGACGGUGACGGCGCGGGCGCUGGAGUGUGCCCGGGAGUGCCAGGUGAUCUCGCAGGUGGUGGAGGACACGGAGGCUGUGCGGGCUGUGGAGCAGUUCCUGGAUGACGAGCGGAUGCUGGUGGAGCCGGCGUGCGGGGCGCCCCUGGCCGUGCUGUACUCGGGGCGGCUGCAGCGGCUGCAGCAGGAGGGGCGGCUGCCGAGCCCGCUGGAGCCCGUGGUGCUCGUGGUGUGCGGAGGCAGCAACAUCCACACGGCCCAGCUGCGGGCCCUGAAGAGCCAGCUGGGCAUGGAGUGACACCGGGCAUGUGACACAGCCCGCCUUGCACACUCUGCUUGUUUGCCUUCCGAAAUAACCAAAAUAAAGCCUCACGUAGCCUUUUCCAGCA
Molecule: messenger RNA, 2320 nt
Organism: Sturnus vulgaris (Common starling)
Lineage: Eukaryota; Metazoa; Chordata; Aves; Passeriformes; Sturnidae
Gene: SDSL
Product: serine dehydratase like
Biological process (GO): L-threonine catabolic process; L-serine catabolic process
Molecular function (GO): L-serine ammonia-lyase activity; pyridoxal phosphate binding; threonine deaminase activity
Source: RefSeq, a predicted model, not a curated record